AAAUACUUAGGUUUUUUUUUAUAAAAACUAACUAUAAGUAUGAGCGGCACGCGUUUCUUCCUUGCCGACUUACCGGCGAGCACAACAGAGAAGGAUCUGCGUGGCCUCUUUCAGGAUUAUGGCCAGGUGCAGCGUGUGGAGCUAAAAACGAAGGAACAAUUCGUUGAUUCAGGACAAACAAUUCCAAAAAUUAUUGCAUUCGUGACGCUGCAGACAGAUGAUGCCGAAUACUGUCUUAACGAGCUUAAUUGGCAGCGCUUGCAUGGUAGCCAGUUGAAGGUCUCCCUGGCCAAGGAAUCCUUUUUGGAUCGUCUGAAGCGUGAGCGUGACGAACAACAGCAGCAGGAGCAGCCAGCGUAUAGUGAAGCAAAUCAAAGUAGUUCCCGCCUGCUGGUACAAAAUACGCAGAACAAACGGCGCGUUUUUGGCGAACACGAGGAGAUCAACGAUGAUGAAGUGGCGCCUGAGCUGUUGAUAACCAAGAAGCGUGCCGCCAACUCCAUUCACAAUGGCAAAAUUGUCAUCCAACAGGAACAUGAUGUGAAGCCGCUGCACAUCAUCGAGCAGCAAAAGAAGCCCAGCACCAAACAGCUGGAUGCCAAAGCCUCAAUUGCAGAUUCAAAGCGCAAAGAGUCGCUGAAUAAAAUGAAGCAGCAGCAUCAGCAAAAGAAGUCGCUCAUUCAGCAGGCAUUGGCCUCGGCCGAGGCCCCAACAUCGAAGCGCAUCAAGUUCAGCGAUGCCGAAGAGGACGAAGAGGUGGAGCAGAUUAAGGUGCAGAAGCCAAAGGGACGAGAUCUGUUCGACGAUGAGGAUGGCGAUGAGCAGGAGAAAGAGUUUGUCCUGCCUCAGCACAGUGGCAAAAAGGGCGAACGUCUGGUGGAAAUGCAAAGUAAACAGAGCUUGGAUCCCAGAUUUCGUAUAACAGCCAAUUUUGUGGGCGAAGACGACGACGAUCAGGAGCAGGAUGAGCCAGAGCAGACGGAGAACCCCCAGGACAACGAGCGCGAUUGGCAGAUGGGCAUUUUAGAGCAGGUGAUUGGCCGCAAAAUAGACACAGCCACUGCGACAGCGGCGAAGGUGGCCAAAAAUAAGAAAAUGUUGCGCUAUGAUCCGGCCAAAGAGGAGCACCAGAAGAUGGUGCGUGUCAAGGACAAGGACAAGGAGAAAGUCAAGCAACAGCCAAAGCAGAAGAACGAAAUGGCGCAGACAGAAGAAGAAGGUACCAAGCCAGCGCCAGUCUCACAGAGCUCCUUCUACGUGGUCACAGAUACGCUCAAGGAAUCGCUGAAGACGCGCGGUGAAGGCUUCAGCCUGCUGGAAAUGUUUGGCAGCAGCCAUGAGGAAGCGGUUGCACAGCGACAGGAUCAGCUAGAGAAGCUAGGCCAUGAAAAGAUAUUGGUCAAUAAGUCCAAUAAACUGGGUCUGGGUCAGGUGAAUCCAUUCAGCUACGACUCUUCCGAUAGCGAAGAUGAGGAGCAGCCGCAGGCCAAGGAAGAGGAGGAGGAGCAAUCGCAGGUGGCUAAGGAAAAUGAGAAGCCAGGCAAGCAGAAGAAAAAGAAGCCGAAAAUCUUUAUAGAAUCUUUCUUUAUACCGAAAAACGAUAUCAGACUUAAAGAAGGUGCCAAGUUCUUCAAGUCGAGUACAGCAGAGCUGGAGAACGAAAAUUAUGACCAGGUUAAAAAGCGUCUCAAAUUCCUCAUAACCAAGAAAAUCGCAAAGACACAGAAAGGUCCAGUUGGCAAAACUGUCAAGAAAAACAAAAAUAAAAAGCGA
Drosophila arizonae is the source of this 1773-nucleotide messenger RNA. Its product is annotated as putative RNA-binding protein CG14230. Gene Ontology annotation, molecular function: RNA binding. NCBI's taxonomy places the organism in Eukaryota, Metazoa, Arthropoda, Insecta, Diptera, Drosophilidae. The record is from RefSeq and is a predicted model, not a curated record.